Messenger RNA from Labrus bergylta (ballan wrasse), 2518 nucleotides. Its product is annotated as complement C2. NCBI's taxonomy places the organism in Eukaryota, Metazoa, Chordata, Actinopteri, Labriformes, Labridae. Gene Ontology annotation, molecular function: serine-type endopeptidase activity. The record is from RefSeq and is a predicted model, not a curated record. Gene Ontology annotation, biological process: proteolysis; complement activation; response to bacterium. Gene Ontology annotation, cellular component: extracellular region; classical-complement-pathway C3/C5 convertase complex; extracellular exosome.
CGAUUUAGACACUCUUGCUGUGGUUUCUGUGGUUUGGUCGCUCAAAGACACAAAGGCCACAGAGCUCAGUCAUGUAUGUCAAGCCUGUACUGUGGAUCUUACUCCUCGUCUCCGUCCAGGAGGUAUUUCUGCAGGAAUCUGAAUAUGAUUAUGGAACAUACGAGGAUCUACAGCCUCUCAACUGCUCGACAACAGAGAGCAUUAAAGGUGGACAUGUCACCUACUCACAGGGGGGAAUGGAGGGAAGUGUGCUGUCCUAUCACUGCGGCCUGGGACGAUACCCUUCACCGGUCAGCUACAGGACCUGCAGUGCAGAUGGGGAGUGGUCCUCCAUGAGAUUACCAAGUGGCCGAGAGGUGUCUCGUGCUACAUGCAAAGAUGUGUUGUGUCCAGCUCAGCUCCAGUUGGAUCAUGGAGACUUCUGGCCCAGAGACCAGUGGCUCCAUGUAGGGGCCACGCAGAGCUUCUUCUGCCAGGAGGGGUUCAUCUUGUCUGGUUCCGCCCAGAGGAACUGCACCUUGACAGGAGAGUGGACGGGAACUACUCCUGUCUGUGAGAACGAUGAUUCAUCCGACGACUGUAAAGACCCUGGGAUCCCACCUGGGGCCCAGAGAUCACCAGGCCGGUUUUACACGGGGCAGAAAGUGACUUACUGGUGUCAGGCCGGUAUGGAUCUCCUCGGCUCGGCUGAAAGGGUUUGCCUGGAGAACAGGGAGUGGAGUGGCUCAACUCCACGCUGCCAAGCCCCAAACACCUUCGACUCCCCGAGUGUUGUGGCAGCGGUCAUGGCGGGGUCGCUAGCAGGAAAGAUGGAUGUACUCUCACCAGACGCCAAACAGGAAAGUGAAAGCAGCUCUUUUGGUCGUACCUUCCGUGUGGCUGAAGGCAGUCGCAUGAAUGUCUUUAUUUUACUGGACACGUCGGGAAGCAUUACAAAGGAGGACUUUGAAAAAUCCAGGGAGGCCACCAUUGCUCUAAUAAGAAAGUUGGAGAGCUACGAGGUGCAGUUGAAGUUUCAUGUGGUGUCAUUUGCCAGCGUGGCUAUAGACAUUGUCAACAUCACAGACUCAGAUAUAAGUAGCAGCGUUGGCGACGUCAUAUGGAAUCUGAUGGAGUUCGACUACCAUAGCCACGGCAGUAAGACAGGCACCAACCUGCAUGCUGCCCUGAAGCGUGUCAGUGAGAUGGUCGCCUUCUUAAAGCAAAACAGCGCCACAAACCAUUUUAAUGAGACUCAGAACAUCAUCGUCAUAGAAACAGAUGGUUUCACCAACACAGGCUCCAAACCUCAGCUUGAGCUGGCCCGGCUCAGGAGCCUCCUGGGUUACCACAACAUAGCCCCGGAUCACACACAAGAGACCAUGCUGGAUGUCUAUGUGUUUGGUAUCGGAGACCGAGUGAAAAGAGAUCAGUUGAACUCUUUGGCUUCAAAAAAACGUGGUGAGGAGCACGUCUUUGUUCUGAAGGACUACGAAACACUGGGAGCAGUGUUCAACAGCAUCAUUAGUGACAAGAGUGUGACGAUGUGUGGGGUAGCUCAGGAACACAUCUCCAAGAAGCAGAAGGAGGAUGUCAAAGGGAUCUUCACCAAACCCUGGCAUGUCUCUGUGAAAUCGUCGACGCCAUGUGUUGGAUCUAUUGUGAGCAGCAACUGGGUGCUGACUGCAGCUCACUGUUUUGCCAGAGCGAGUACAGACAGUAUCCGUCAGCAGGUGUUCAUACAGCAUAGUCAGGGUGAGGGUGCGGUGGUUCCUAAGAAGGUGAUCAUGCACCCCAAGUACAACACAAGAGCACUGAGACACAGAAAUGUAUCCGAGUUCUACGACUACGAUGUAGCUCUGGUGCAGGUGAACAUGAGUAUCCCUCUCUCCUGGAAGGCCAGACCUAUCUGCUUGCCGUGCACCGUGCCAGCCAGCCGAGCCAUGAAGAGAGUCAACUCUACAUGUCAGCAGCACAGGGAGGAACUACUUCCUGACAAGGAGACUGCUGCCUUUUUCAUUCAUAAGAACUCCCUACGCAAAGGAACUUACAUUCAAACAGGAAGUCAGAGGCCUGGCUGUGUAGAGAAGGCGAAACAGACCCUCAAAGAGCCGACCAAUGUGACACUGGAGGAGUACGUACCUGACAGAUUCCUCUGUUCUGGGGGCUCCUCGGGAUACCACUACACUAUAAGCUGUAAAGGUGACUCUGGAGGAUCACUGUUUCUGGAAAAAAGGAAGCGCUACUUUCAGGUGGGAGUCGUGAGCUGGGGCACCACAGAUGUCUGCAACAACCUCAACCCAGCACUGAGGCAUUACAGGAGUGACAAGCCGCCCCCUGAUGCUCGAGACUUUCACAUCGACCUCUUCAAGAUAAUGCCCUGGCUGAAAAGGCAUCUCAAAGACGAGAUCCAGUUCCUGCCUGAUAUUGAGUGAACAUCAAAGUCCGAGCUUUUCAAAGCUUUAUUGACAAAUGGUAUACUGUGAUUUGUAUAGACGUGGUGCAUUUAUCUCAUGCAGUGUAAAGCAUCAAAAAAGAG